This is a messenger RNA of Sphaerodactylus townsendi, 5884 nucleotides long. It is a transcript of the gene SLC4A10, whose product is annotated as solute carrier family 4 member 10. Gene Ontology annotation, biological process: bicarbonate transport; regulation of intracellular pH; monoatomic anion transport. The record is from RefSeq and is a predicted model, not a curated record. The transcript is spliced from 27 exons. Gene Ontology annotation, cellular component: basolateral plasma membrane; plasma membrane. NCBI's taxonomy places the organism in Eukaryota, Metazoa, Chordata, Lepidosauria, Squamata, Sphaerodactylidae. Gene Ontology annotation, molecular function: sodium:bicarbonate symporter activity; solute:inorganic anion antiporter activity; monoatomic anion transmembrane transporter activity. Bases 165 to 3563 code for a protein of 1132 amino acids.
ACCGCGUGUGGUGGGGGGGGGGGGGGGGGGGAGAAACCCUACAUCUGAGAUCUGAUCUCUUGAAGGAAGUCCUUCCUGUCUGAAGAGUCCUGAUGUUUUCCUUGCCAGCCCAGAAGAUGCCCGAGAGGUAGAUAGCUGAGCGAUGCUUUGUUAUAAGGCAGGGUAUGCAAUCUGCGGGGCUUCCUGCAAAUAGAAAGGUCAUGCAGCUCAGCGUGGGUGAGCCAUUCCAGUCUCUCAGUCAUCAGAGAAAUGAUGAAGAGGCCAUCGUGGACAGGGGUGGAACGCGGACAAUUCUAAAAACCCAUUUUGAAAAAGAAGACUUGGAAGGUCACAGGACUUUGUUCAUUGGUGUUCACGUCCCACUGGGAGGAAGGAAAAGUCAUCGACGUCAUAGACACCGUGGACACAAACACCGGAAGAGAGACAGAGAACGAGAUUCUGGGUUAGAAGAUGGGAGAGAGUCUCCUUCAUUUGAUACUCCUUCACAGAGGGUACAGUUUAUUCUUGGAACAGAGGAUGAUGACGAGGAGCACAUCCCUCACGACCUGUUCACAGAGCUUGAUGAAAUUUGUUGCCGUGAAGGAGAAGAUGCUGAGUGGAGGGAGAUGGCCAGGUGGCUGAAGUUUGAAGAAGAUGUUGAAGAUGGAGGGGAGAGGUGGAGUAAACCGUACGUUGCCACUCUGUCGCUACAUAGUUUGUUUGAACUGAGAAGUUGUAUCCUCAAUGGCACUGUGUUGUUAGACAUGAGAGCAAAUUCUUUAGAAGAAAUAGCAGACAUGAUCCUCGAUCAACAAGUAGGCUCAGGGCAGCUCAGUGAAGAUGUUCGGCACAGAGUACACGAAGCGUUGCUCAAGCAGCACCAUCAUCAGAAUCAGAAGAAGCUAAGCAAUAGGAUCCCCAUAGUGAGGUCCUUUGCUGACAUUGGCAAGAAACAGUCUGAACCUCAUUCCAUGGACAAAAAUGCAGGCCAGAUUGUUUCCCCCCAGUCUGCACCAGCUAGCCUUGAAAUCAAGAACGACGUAAGCAGAGAAAACAGCACAGUUGACUUCAGCAAGGGACUAGGAGACCCGCAGAAAGGGCAUAACAGUAGUCUAUUUGGGAUGAAACAAAGACAUGAAAAAGGACAUCUGCACCAGGAAGAGAGAGAGAGAGAGGUGGACCUCCAUUUCAUGAAAAAGAUCCCUCCUGGAGCUGAAGCCUCAAACAUUUUGGUUGGGGAGCUGGAAUUCUUGGACCGGGCUGUCGUUGCUUUUGUGAGACUGGCCCCUGCGGUGAUUCUUUCUGGACUGGCAGAGGUUCCAAUCCCAACUAGAUUUUUAUUUGUUCUCCUUGGACCACUAGGAAAAGGCCAGCAGUACCAUGAGAUCGGCAGGUCAAUUGGAACACUGAUGACAGAUGAGGUGUUUCAUGAUGUUGCAUAUAAAGCUAAAGACCGCAAUGACUUGGUUGCUGGGAUUGACGAAUUUCUUGAUCAGGUGACUGUUCUCCCUCCUGGAGAAUGGGACCCAACGAUUCGUAUAGAGCCUCCCAAAAAUGUUCCGUCUCAGGAGAAACGUAAGAUUCCAGGUGUGCCAAAUGGAACUGCAGCUCAUGGAGAUCCAGAACCACUUGGAGGGCACUCCGGCCCGGAAUUACAGCGUACUGGAAGGCUUUUUGGAGGGCUGGUUUUAGAUAUCAAGAGGAAAGCUCCGUUCUACUUGAGUGACUACACAGAUGCAUUCAGCUUGCAGUGUCUGGCAUCAUUUCUGUUCCUUUAUUGUGCUUGUAUGUCUCCUGUUAUCACAUUUGGCGGUCUGCUGGGAGAAGCGACUGAAGGUCGUAUAAGUGCAAUAGAAUCUUUGUUUGGUGCAUCGAUGACUGGUAUAGCCUAUUCACUUUUCGGUGGGCAACCUCUUACCAUACUAGGUAGCACAGGGCCAGUUUUGGUGUUUGAAAAGAUAUUAUUCAAAUUUUGCAAAGAAUAUGGAUUGUGUUAUCUUUCCUUGCGAGCGAGCAUUGGCUUAUGGACGGCCACACUCUGCAUUAUUCUUGUGGCGACCGAUGCAAGUUCCUUAGUGUGCUACAUCACUCGGUUCACAGAAGAAGCUUUUGCUGCUCUCAUCUGCAUCAUUUUCAUUUACGAGGCCUUAGAGAAGCUCUUUCAUCUCAGCGAGACAUAUCCGUUCGACAUGCAUAACAGUUUGGAGCUACUGACACAAUACUCGUGUAAUUGUGUGGAGCCUGAAAACCCCAGCAAUAAAACUUUGCAGUACUGGCAAUCUCAGAAUAUCUCCUCCUCUGAUGUACCUUGGGGGAACCUAACUUUGUCACAAUGUAGGUGGUAUCAAGGGAAAUUUAUAGGACGAGCCUGUGGACAUGAUGGUCCUUACGUCCCAGAUGUUCUCUUCUGGUCAGUCAUCUUAUUCUUUUCUACAGUUACAAUGUCAUCCACAUUGAAGCAGUUCAAGACCAGUCGCUAUUUCCCAACAAAGGUACGGUCUGUCGUGAGUGACUUCGCUGUUUUUCUCACCAUCCUGUCCAUGGUUUUAGUGGACUAUGCCCUCGGGAUUCCAUCACCAAAGCUUCAGGUUCCCAACGCUUUCAAGCCCACCAGAGAUGAUCGUGGCUGGUUUGUCACACCAUUGGGACCCAAUCCUUGGUGGACUGUGCUAGCUGCUGGAAUCCCAGCCCUGCUUUGUACAAUUCUGAUAUUCAUGGACCAGCAGAUUACAGCUGUUAUAAUAAACAGAAAAGAACACAAGUUAAAGAAAGGCUGUGGCUACCACCUCGACUUGCUAAUGGUAGCUCUCAUGCUUGGCGUCUGCUCAAUUAUGGGACUGCCCUGGUUCGUUGCUGCCACGGUCCUCUCCAUUUCUCAUGUGAACAGCUUAAAGCUGGAGUCAGAAUGCUCUGCUCCAGGAGAGCAGCCCAAAUUUCUUGGCAUCCGGGAGCAAAGGGUGACGGGACUCAUGAUCUUUGUACUUAUGGGCUCAUCUGUUUUUUUGACCAGUGUUCUUAAGUUUAUUCCCAUGCCAGUGCUUUAUGGUGUAUUCCUUUAUAUGGGUGCCUCUUCUCUCAAAGGAAUUCAGCUCUUUGACAGAAUCAAGUUAUUCUGGAUGCCCGCCAAACACCAGCCAGAUUUCAUCUAUCUGAGGCAUGUUCCUCUUCGGAAAGUCCAUCUCUUCACCGUAAUUCAGCUGAGCUGCCUUGUGUUGCUGUGGAUUAUCAAGGUCUCAAGAGCUGCCAUAGUGUUUCCUAUGAUGGUUUUAGCAUUGGUGUUUGUGAGAAAACUCAUGGACUUAUUUUUUACCAAACGAGAACUAAGCUGGUUGGAUGACUUGAUGCCAGAAAGCAAGAAAAAGAAGCUUGAAGAUGCUGAAAAAGAGGAGGAGCAAAGUAUGCUGGCAAUGGAGGAGGAAGGGACUGUCCAUUUACCACUAGAAGGAAACUACAGAGAUGACCCAUCCGUAAUCAAUAUUUCUGAUGAAAUGGCAAAAACAGCUGUGUGGAAGACACUACUGAUAGGAUCAGAAAAUAACAAGGAUAAGGAGUCCAGCUUUCCUUCUAAAAGCUCCCCUUCCUAAUCUCUCUAGAAGCUGAUUCCCCAAAGCACUGAAGGCCAACGAGAGAAGAAAGCUGACUCAGGGAAAGGCGUGGACCGCGAAACUUGCCUAUGACUUGUUGUCCAAUUUCUUUUUACGACGUGAGGAGUGCCACAACCCGUCAGGCGACCCAUUUCAUCCUCCAAGCUGUCUUUCAUCCCAGAGUAUAAGCACUGGUCAUGUAAGUAGCACCAUCUGUGUUUGAGCUCAUUGGCUCUGCAUUGACUCUGGUCUGUAACCCAUUGCACAAAUCAACGCUAUCCAAGGAAGAAUCUUGCAGUUUCCUUCCUGGGUCCUCCAGCCUUCGGAACCCCCUCCAUCCAGCUGAGAAGAGAACAGAUUUUUCUUUUUCAUCGAAUUUAUGUCUUAGUAGGUUUGGACGGUACUUUCCUACUUUGCCUGUGUAAUUUAUUUUCAUGGCUUCUCCAUUUCGGGGGGGGGGGACCUUGGGGGAAAAGCCCCUCCUUUUUAAUAGGUUAGCUUUCAGCUUGUCAUUUUGGAAGACCUAAGGUAACAGAGACACUUGUAGUUUUAGAGCUGUGUUGAAAUGAAGAGCGGCUCAAUCCUACAAACGCUUCACAACAAGAAUGAGUCCCCCUCCCCCGGUUUAAAAUCAUGGCUUUUAUGUAUGUAUGUGUGUGUGUGUGUGUGCGCGCGUGCAUGUGUGCGUGUGUGUGCGAUUUACAGAAUCAGACCCUAUAUUUGUGCUAUUUUCCUUGAUUUAAUACUGGAUAUUUAAUAUUUAAAUUUAUAUGUAAUGGAGAAUUAAAGUAAUAUAAUAUAUAAAGUUAUAUAGGAUAUAGUUAACCAUCUCUCAUCUUGUUUGGGGAAAAAAAGUCACAUCUGAGGAUGUGACACAUCCAUGCAGUAUUUGUUGUGAAUGCCAGCAGUCAUUACAGUAUCUUUUACUGUACUAUACUAAAUGUUGUAGUGGUGAUUCCAACAGCUGCACUGUAGUGGUAAAUAAUCCAAUUUCCUCCUCCCCCACAUUUCUGGAUUAUAACCCUUCACAGAAAUGUGUGGUAUGAGCCCCCUUUUCUCUGUCACCAAGGGUGACCAAUUGGAAGGGGAGUUUUUGAAACCUUGGAAUACUGCCCUUGAAAUUCCUACAUGAUGUCGUUUGCUUGUCUAGCUAUAGACAAGUGAUGAUUCGAUCCAGAUUUUAAAUCCUAUGUAUAUUUUUGCUAGAGAGCUUGUUUUGUUAUUUUGCCAAAGGCAUGCUAGCUUUUUAAAAAAAUUGCAUUUGCAAUUUGGCACUCAAUUAAGGGAACGAUCCAGCCAGCAUUAAAGCCUCAUCUUGGGGUCAAUAAGCCAGAUUUUUUUGUAUAUUUGUAAGUGUGUCAGCAAUAUUAGGUGAGGUUAGGAGAAAUAAUGCUUGGACCCUGAAUGGGACCAAAUUGUGCUUAGCUUUGGCUGGAUUGUGCCCUUAAUUUAUUCCACACUCCAAAUUAGAAUGGAAAUCAUGAUCCUGUUAACUGAAUGGGAGUUAUAACACUGAUGUUAGGGGGGGUCAUAAAGACCCUGUUCUGCAAACAAAACGAAACACACAAGCAAAAAAAAAAUCCCAAACUUGAUUGUGUGUUUCAGUUUGGCCUUUGUUAAUGAGAGUAGUUGAACUUGAAUGCCCUUAUCAAAGGAAAACAUUUACACAACACAAAGGCCCCUUGUGCACAUAACAAUGCACUGUCAGUUCACUUUCACAAUUGUUUGCAAGUGGGUUUUGCUAUUUUGCACAGUAAAAUCCAGCUGCAAAGUGCAUUGGAAGUGGAUUGAUAGUGCAUUGUUCUGCAUGCAUGUGCGGAAAGAGCCAAACUGUUUUUGUAUAUGCCAUAUAGAUUUUUAUGAAGGUCUUCAUACUUAAUUAUUUAAUUCAUUUUUUAACUAAUGAAAAAGCAAGAUUGCAAACCUGGGCAGGAUCCAUCGUGUCCCAGACAUGCAGCUGCAUGACUUCCCAUAGAAUCCAAGUAGCUCUUUUCCCUCCUUCCAUUCCCAACCACUUUCAGCCAGGGCCAUUAAACCAUCUCCUUCAACAGGAAGACAAAGUGUACCCCCUAUGAAGAUCUAGCCAUCAUUCUCUUCCUUAUGGACUCCUGCACAGGUUACACUUUCUCAAAGCAUGAGCAAUGUUUGUGGAUAGCUCUCAAAGUGGAAUUAAGAUGGCUAAAUCAUCAUCGAGAGGGUACACAUGGCUGGGGAAGGGGAGGGGGGGAAAAGACUCAAUGGAUUGGUCCUCUGUGAUUGAAACAGAAGUGGGAUAAAUAUCAAACAUUUUACAACUGUUUGUUCGUAUGUGUUCCUUUUUU